Messenger RNA from Salvia splendens (bonfire salvia), 995 nucleotides. Its product is annotated as protein NEN4. Gene Ontology annotation, molecular function: nucleic acid binding; 3'-5' exonuclease activity. The record is from RefSeq and is a predicted model, not a curated record. Lineage: Eukaryota; Viridiplantae; Streptophyta; Magnoliopsida; Lamiales; Lamiaceae. The coding region runs from base 2 to 826 and encodes 274 amino acids. The transcript is spliced from 6 exons.
AAUGGCAGCUCCAAAGACAACCACAGAGAUCGUUUUCUUCGACUUAGAGACGACGGUGCCGCAGAAAUCCGGCCAGAGGUUCUGGGUGAAGGAGUUCGGCGCCAUCGUCGUCUGCCCUCGCAAGCUCGUGGAGCUCGAGAGCUACUGCACCCUCAUCAGGCCGGGCGAUCUGUCGGGCGUGGGGGCCCGCCCUGCCCGGCCCGAUGGGAUCACACGGAAAGAGGCCGCAGCGGCGCCACCCUUUGCCGAGGUGGCCGACGAGAUAUUCAAGAUUCUAGAUGGGAGAAUCUGGGCGGGGCAUAAUAUUCAGAGAUUCGAUUGUGUUAGGAUCAAAGAAAUGUUUGGUGAUAUUGAUAAACCUGCGCCGUCACCUGCUGGAAUCAUUGAUUCUUUGGGAGUUUUGAGGGAGAAGUUUGGGAGAAGAGCUGGGAAUAUGAAGAUGGCGACCUUGGCUGAUUAUUUCGGUCUUGGCGAGCAGAAGCACAGGAGCUUGGAUGAUGUGAGAAUGAAUUUGGAGGUGUUGAAGCAUUGUGCCACCGUGUUAUUUCUGGAAUCGAGUCUUCCUCCAAAUGCAUUGAAUUGGCAAUGGCAGACAAAUAGCCCCAAUGUCACAACAAGAAGUAAAUCCUUAUUGCAAUCGUCUAGCCCAACUAGUUUGAAUAUAAAGGGUUCAGAAAAGACGAGUAGAAAAUCGCCUCCAUCAACUUCUGCAGGAUAUCAGAGGGCUGUACCUUAUGCUACAGAAAGUCUUGGAAAGAUGACUGCUAGAGUGAAAAAUGUAAUAUGCAGUAAUCUAUUGAAGCAUUCGCAAUCAUUGAUUAGGUGAUCAAGAACAAAAAUUCUUUAGUUUUUUUUUUAUUAGAUUUAGAAAGAUAUUAGGGUUGAUUACUGGCGACUUCAUCUCCCAUGAUUCAUUGAUUCUUUUGUAAUAUUCUGUACAUAUGUAAAAUCUCAAACAUAUUGGUUAUUGCAAUGAUUAAUUUAGGUGGAUCCUA